Molecule: messenger RNA, 2338 nt
Organism: Dissoconium aciculare CBS 342.82
Lineage: Eukaryota; Fungi; Ascomycota; Dothideomycetes; Mycosphaerellales; Dissoconiaceae
Product: vacuolar sorting protein 1
Exons: 5
Coding region: 132-2228 (698 amino acids)
Biological process (GO): peroxisome organization
Cellular component (GO): membrane; peroxisome; cytoplasm
Molecular function (GO): GTP binding; GTPase activity; microtubule binding
Source: RefSeq, a predicted model, not a curated record
CGCCUGCCCAACGAUUUCCAGCCAUAUCAACUUGCGACUUUAUGCCUUGAACGACUUUCAUUCUAUGCGCUUCUUCUAGACCAGGCAGGUCCUCACCAGCAAAACUCCGUGCACAACGGAGAUCAUACAUCAUGGCGCAAACAAACCCUAAUGCGAUCAACGUGAAUGACCCGGGACUCAUCACGCUUGUCAACAAGCUUCAAGAUGUGUUCACCACUGUCGGCGUCCAGAACCCCAUCGAUCUUCCACAGAUUGUCGUCGUAGGAUCGCAAUCGAGCGGAAAGAGUUCGGUAUUGGAGAACAUCGUUGGAAGAGACUUUCUACCACGAGGCACAGGUAUCGUCACGAGACGACCUCUCGUCCUACAGCUCAUCAACCGCGAGGCGCCAAAGAAUCUUGUCGAGGGAGUUGCGAACAGCGAAGGAGGAGAUAAGCAAGCCAACAGCGCAGAAUGGGGAGAAUUUUUACACGUGCCGGGCGAGAAGUUCUACGACUUCAACAAGAUUCGGGAUGAGAUCGUAAAAGAGACGGAGAGCAAGACGGGGAAAAAUGCUGGCAUUUCUCCUGCACCUAUCAACCUACGAAUCUUCUCGCCAAAUGUCCUUACACUCACCUUGGUCGAUCUUCCCGGGUUAACGAAGGUGCCUGUGGGAGACCAGCCAAGGGAUAUUGAGAAGCAGAUCAAGGAUAUGGUUCUCAAGCAAAUCUCAAAGCCGAAUGCAAUCAUUCUCGCAGUUACUGCCGCAAACACCGAUUUGGCAAACUCAGAUGGUCUAAAGCUCGCCCGAGAAGUCGACCCUGAAGGACAACGGACAAUUGGUGUUCUUACCAAAGUCGAUUUGAUGGACGAUGGCACAGACGUCGUCGAUAUUCUCGCAGGUCGAAUCAUUCCUCUUCGUCUCGGAUACGUGCCGGUGGUCAACCGUGGACAACGUGAUAUCGAGAACAAGAAGGCUAUAUCACACGCUCUGGAACACGAGAAGAACUUCUUUGAGAACCACAAGGCAUACCGGAACAAGUCAUCGUAUUGCGGUACCCCGUAUCUGGCGCGCAAGCUCAAUUUGAUCUUGAUGAUGCACAUCAAACAGACACUACCUGACAUCAAGGCACGCAUCUCGGGUUCGCUGGCAAAGUACACUGCGGAAUUGCAAACACUAGGCGACAGCAUCUUAGGCAACCCUGCGAACAUCGUUCUCAACAUCAUCACAGAAUUCUCCCAAGACUUCAGAACUGUACUGGAGGGUAACAACGCGGAGCUUUCUUCUGUCGAGCUUUCCGGUGGUGCACGUAUCGCCUUCGUCUACCACGAACUGUACAGCAACGGAAUCAAGGCAGUGGAUCCAUUUGACCAUGUCAAGGACAUCGACAUUCGAUACUACCUUUACAACUCGUCCGGUUCAUCACCAGCACUGUUCGUCGGUACCAUGGCUUUCGAGCUCAUCGUCAAGCAACAAAUUAAGCGUCUCGAGGAACCGUCCCUCAAGUGUGUCAGCUUGAUCUACGACGAAUUGGUUCGGAUAUUGGGUCAAUUGGUCAACAAGCCAACGUUCCGCAGAUAUCCCCUGCUGAAGGAGAAGCUGCACGCCGUUGUCGUCUCUUUCUUCAAGAAAUCAAUGGAGCCUACGAACAAGCUUGUACGCGAUCUUGUUGCUAUGGAGGCAUGCUACGUCAAUACCGGCCACCCCGACUUCUUGAACGGUCACCGCGCCAUGGCGAUUGUCAACGAGAAGCAUCAAGCGUUGAAGCCCGUACAAGUCGAUCCUAAGACUGGAAAGCCACUGCCUCUCAGCGCUCAACCACCACGAUCUGCAAGCCCUGUCUUGGACGGCAGCGGCGGCGAGAACUCUGGUUUCUUCGGCUCAUUUUUCGCCAGCAAGAACAAGAAGAAGAUGGCUGCUAUGGAAGCGCCCCCGCCAUCGCUGAAAGCUAGUGGUACCCUGAGCGAGAAGGAGUCGCAAGAGGUUGAGGUCAUCAAAUUGCUCAUCUCCUCAUACUUCAACAUCGUACGGAGAACGAUGAUCGACAUGGUCCCCAAAGCAAUCAUGUUAAACCUCGUUGAACACUCCAAAGAAGACAUGCAACGAGAACUCCUCGAGCAAAUGUACCGGACUCACGAAUUGGAUGAUCUUCUCAAGGAGAGCGACUUCACCGUCAAGAGGCGGAAGGAGUGCCAGCAGAUGGUGGAAAGUCUCAGCCGGGCAAGCGAGAUUGUCAGCCAAGUCCAAUAGACUCACAGCGUCCUCUCUGGACAAUAGGUGUGGCAAUACUCGGGUGUUUAGUCACCCAUCAUCGAAAGGCGAGGCUAUUGCGUGUCUUUUCAUAUUGCAUUUGGUGGAAG